Messenger RNA from Manis javanica (Malayan pangolin), 3822 nucleotides. RefSeq names its product epsin 3 (gene EPN3). Gene Ontology annotation, biological process: endocytosis. Gene Ontology annotation, cellular component: clathrin vesicle coat; plasma membrane; endosome. Lineage: Eukaryota; Metazoa; Chordata; Mammalia; Pholidota; Manidae. Gene Ontology annotation, molecular function: phospholipid binding; clathrin binding. The record is from RefSeq and is a predicted model, not a curated record.
GUCCUGCUGCUGCCCUCCCAAGGGGUCUGCACCUCCUGGGAGAGCGUGGAUCUCCAGGACAAGGGUCCGUGGUGGGUGGCUCUGAGGACGCUCCCAGGGCUGUGCUGUCCCCCUGCCGCACGGGUCAGAGGGCCACUGCAGAGGCUGCUGCUGGUCCCGGGGCUGGGACCAAGGAAGCCUGCACUGGAGACCCAUGUGGAACCCAAGGACACAGCCACCCUGCUGAGAGCACAGCGGCCCAUCCUCAGAGACCGUGACCUCGCCACGGUGGCCCUCGGCCCUCCGCCUCCAGCUGGGGCAGGGGCCGCCCAUCUCCAGGUCCCCGGCAAUGACAACGUCCGCACUGCGGCGCCAGGUGAAGAACAUCGUACACAACUACUCCGAGGCGGAGAUCAAAGUGCGCGAGGCCACCAGCAAUGACCCGUGGGGCCCGCCCAGCUCCCUCAUGUCGGAGAUUGCUGACCUGACCUUCAACACGGUAGCUUUUGCUGAGGUCAUGGGCAUGCUGUGGCGGCGGCUCAACGACAGUGGCAAGAACUGGCGGCAUGUGUACAAGGCGCUGGCGCUGCUGGACUACCUGCUCAAGACGGGCUCCGAGCGGGUGGCCCAGCAGUGUCGCGAGAACCUCUGCACCAUCCAGACUCUCAAGGACUUCCAGCACAUUGACCGUGACGGCAAGGACCAGGGCGUCAACGUGCGUGAGAAGGUCAAGCAGGUGAUGGCCCUGCUCAGGGAUGAGGAGCGUCUCCGGCAGGAGCGAACCCAUGCCCUCAAGACCAAGGAGCGCAUGGCGCUGGAAGGCAUGGCCAUCAGCAGUGGGCAGCUGGGCUUCAGUCGUCGCCAUGGUGAUGACUAUGGCCGCUCUCACGGUUCCCCAUCCUCCUAUAACUCCUCCUCCUCAUCUCCCCGCUACACCUCUGACCUGGAGCAGGCCCGGCCCCAAACGUCCGGGGAAGAGGAGCUGCAGCUGCAGCUGGCCCUGGCCAUGAGCCGAGAGGAGGCUGAGAAGCCGGUCCCCCCGGCCUCCAACAGGGAUGAGGACCUACAGCUGCAGCUGGCUCUGCGCCUGAGCCGGCAGGAGCAUGAGAAGGAGGUGCGGUCCUGGCAAGCUGCUGACUCCCCCAUGGCCAAUGGUGCUGGGGCCGUUGUCCGACGCUGGCAGGACAGAGAGCCAGGGAGAGAAGAGAAAGAGGAGGAGAAGCUGAAAACCAGCCAGUCCUCCAUCCUGGACUUGGCGGAUAUCUUCACACCCACCCUGGCCCUGCCCUCCACACACUGCUCUGCUGACCCAUGGGACAUCCCAGGUCUCAGGCCCAAUAUAGAGCCCAGUGGCUCCUCCUGGGGGCCUUCUGCAGACCCCUGGUCUCCUGUCUCCUCGGGAAGUGCCCUGUCCAGGAGCCAGCCCUGGGACUUGCCUCCCAUGCUCUCCUCCUCUGAGCCAUGGAGCCGGACCCCAGUGCUACCUGCCAGAGCAUCCAACGCAGACCCCUGGGCACAGGACUCCCCCCAUAAACUCCCUGACACUGGGGCUGACCCUUGGGGGGCCUCAGUGGAAACCUCCAACAUGCCUGCUCUAGGUGGCACCUCGACCUUUGAUCCAUUUGCCAAACCUCCCGUAUCCACAGAGACCAAGGAAGGGCUGGAGUGUGCCCAGGCCCUGCCCUCUGGGAAGCCCAGCAGUCCUGUGGCGCUGGAUCUGUUUGGAGACUCCAUCCCCAGUUCCAAGCAAAAUGGCACCAAAGAGUCAGAUUCCUUUGACCUGAGUGUACUCGGGGAAGCGUUAACCCAACCCAGCAAGGAGGCAAGAACAUGCCGGACUCCUGAGUCCUUCCUGGGUCCCUCCGCCUCCUCCUUGGUCAACCUUGACUCAUUAGUCAAGGUACCCCAGGCUGCAAAGACCCGGAACCCCUUCCUCACAGGUCUCAGUGCUCCAUCCCCCACCAACCCGUUUGGUGGGAGCGAGCAGGGCGGGCGGACCCUGAAUCAGAUGCGCAGCGGGUCGCCGGCGCUGGGCCUGGCGGCCAGCGGGCCCAUCGCCGCGCCCUUGGGCUCCAUGACCUACAGCGCCUCCCUGCCCCUCCCGCUCAGCAGCGUGCCAGGCGGCGUGACCCUCCCCACCUCAGUCAGCGUCUUCCCACAGGCGAGCGAUUUCACACCGCCGCCCGCAGGCCUGCCGCAGCCCCUGCUACCCUUGUCGGGCUCCGCGGGGCUGCUCAACCCGCCCCAACAGGACGGUACCAACCCCUUUCUUUAAGGGUCUUGCUGAACUGGGCCGGCCGGCGCAGGCGCGCGAGUCCCCGUCCCCGGCGCGAACCGCCGCUGGGCCCCGCCCCGCUGGCGCGGGGCGCGGGGCGGGGCGGGGCUGCCAUCCCAGGACCCGCCCAGGAAACGCGGAAUGGCUGAGACUCCGCCCCCAGGCUCGCCUGGACCCUUGUUCGGGCUUUUCGCACACCCUUCGCUACUCCUGGAGCCGGAGACUGACCACUUCCCGGGGGCCGAGACCACGCCCAUGUAAUAAAGACCGGAACCCCGGUCUUCCACUCUCAGCAAGUAGACUUCUGCCGGACGUAGCUGCCCAGUCUGGACCACAGCGGGAAUCACCAGCUGCCCACUGUGCAAACAGCUGCUCCACAACGUGGGGCUCAAAAUGCUGAAGCUUCCCAUACAGCCCCCCUCAGCCUGGCACCUUCGCUUCCAGAUGCUCCCCAAGCUCUUACUCAUUUGGUCAUUUAUCUCACGUGGGCACUGGGGGUGACCUAAUAGCAAGGAACGAUAGGCAAUUGCCAUUUCUUGGCUAAACACUUAGAGCAGAUUAUUUAAUUUAAUCCUUGCAAUAACACUCUGAGGUAGAUAAUAUUACUUCCCUUCAGGACUGGCUACAUAAUAGUGGGGCCAAGUGCAAAAUGGAAAUUCAGAGCCCUUGUUCAAAAUUGGGUUAAGAAAUUCAAAAUGGGGACAGCAGGACAUUAAACCAAGUGCACCUGUCCCUGUCUCCAUUUUAUAAGAAGGAAACUGAGGCUUUGAGAAAUUAAGUGGCCUUCUCAAAGUAACAGCUAGCAUAGAGUGGGGCUGGGAUUCAGUCUCAGUCUGGUUCCACAUUCCUGAGCUGGGCUACACCCCAGAUUUAGUUUGCAAAUAUUGACUGACUGACUGGACAAAGUGCUGGGCUCACCUGGGAGCGAUCAAGAAUUGCUAAACUCAUAGCCUCCAGGAUCUCAGAAUUCAGUGGGGCUGGCAAGCCACAGGAGGUCUCCUGCUCCUAUUACUGACUCACCUUACAUCUAGCUCUACACCCCUCGUUUCCCUCACCAGGGCUGGCAAAGAAGUCAAUCUCAGGCAUGCAGAGGGAGCCUGACCCCUCCUGUGGUCUUAUGUGGGGUCUGGGAAACCUGGGCAGAACCUGGCAGAAACUGGGGGCCACCAUGGUCACCCUCACACCCUUUCUACUCAAUGCCCUCCAGCCACUGGACACUCGUGUGCCCUCAGGGCUCAGAGUCUGACUCUGAGGCGGGCUGCUGCCAGCCCCCACCCCUUUCCAGGCCCUUGGGGAAAAUGGCCUUCCAUAAACCAGAAACACCAAAGUCCUGGGGAGAAGACAAUGCUGAUUUCCUUCUUGGUGGGGUUGGGGAAAGUUGCUUUGUUUUUUUGGAAGGAGGGAAUCCUAUCAUGGCUCUUACAGGCAGGAUGGUCAAGAACACCUACUUAGGAGUCAGACAAACAGAGUUCAGAAUUCUGUUCUAUGGUUUGUACAUAAUAAUAAUAAUAAUCACUUAGUAAUAAGCAGUUAUGCUCCCUGAUUGAGUAAAUUACUUAACCUCUCUA